GCAGCUGCAGCGGGGCCGGGCCAUGCCCCCCGGGCGCGGCCCGCUCCCCCUCGCCCUUGUGUGCCCAGGCGGCAGCGGUGGCGCGGCGCUGGCCGGGCCGGCAUGGAAGCGGGCCCGGGGUGACUUCACAGUUUGUGGGGGGAAGGAGGUGGGUCUGCGCAGGCUCCGCCCCCGGCGGGCAGCCCGCCCCGCGCCACGUCUGACCAUCUGACCAGCCGUGGGGGCGGCCCUGUGCAGCUCCUCCCUGGGGCGGAGAAGGAGGCGAUGAUGGCGGGCGAGCGCCUGUUACUGGGGGAUGACUUCCUGUCUCCGCCAACGCCUCCGCCACAGCCUUCCCUGCCGCGGCUGCUGCAGUCCCAGCCGCAGGAGCCAGACCCGGAGCAGAAGCCCGAGCCCGAGCCCGAGCCGCAGCCGCCGCCGCCGCCGCCGCCUCCGGAGCCCGAGCCGCAGCCGCAGCCGCAGCCGGAGCCCGAGCCCGAGCGAAAGCAGGAGGUGUCCGUGUCCGAAUGGCGCUACAGCCACGAGAGUGACCGGCAGUGGGGGCUGCGGCGCGAGUUCAUCUCCCGGCACCUGCACAGCUACACCGGCCCCGGCGAGUCGGAUCAGCUGCAGUCUCUCUCCACCGCCUGGACGAACCACGUCUUCCUGGGCUGUAAGUAUAGCCCCCAGUUGAUGGACAAAAUCCUCCAGAUGGCGGAAGGCAUCCAUAUCGGCGACAUGCCUUCCUAUGAAUUGGUGGUGCCCGAGACCUCCAAAGGGCAGAAGCGGCCCCUCUCCCCGUAUGCAGGGCUGAGUGGUACUAAGAGGAAAGCCGUCCCCAGAUUCCCCCGCUUUGAGCCUGUCCAUUUUGUAGCUAGUAGUAAGGAAGAGGAGAGGAGGGAUGAUCCCAUGGACACAGAUGCACCAUGGACAGAUCCCCAGGCUGACACUUUCAGAUGGCCAGUAGAAAGCCACAGAAAGUAUGGUUCCCGAGAGAGCCGGCCUCAUCCUGCUGUACCCAGAAUCAUAUCAAAUACUGGAGAACCGGCCACAAGUAGUGCAUUUCAGCGUUCGGGCUAUUACUCAUCUGGGGAGUCUUCCUUAGUAACAAAAUUGCCAGAGUCAAUACUUGCCGCAAAACAAAAUUUGAUUGAAAGACUUUCUGCAACUAUCCGGAGAAAUCUUCCAGAUCCAGAGCUCUAUCUUGGCCCUGAAAAAAUGAGUUAUACAUUUAUAUUAACUCGUUGCAUCCAGGCCUGUAAGACCAAUCCUGAGUAUAUAUAUGCUUCUUUGAAAGAAAUUGCUCCAUCUGAUAUCCCCAGAAGCAAGAAAUUCCUGACUGAUGGCUACGCCUGUGAAGUUAGGUGCCAAAGUGUCUAUUUAACUACAGGUUAUGCUGGUAGCAAGAAUGGAUCUAGGGAUAGAGCUACAGAGCAGGCCAUAAAACUUCUGCAAAAGUCUGUUGAAGUUAGAGUUGUAAGAAGGAAAUAUAGACAUACUUACCAAGAAGAUCUAGUGGUGUUUCCAACUGGCUUAUCUUCUUAUGAUUUUCCACCAGCCCUAAAACCCUCAGAAGACCUACAGUCCUUUAAGAAUGGACCUGGACAGUUAAGUACUAAUGCUGCCAUUGCCAAUUUCAGACAGUGGGCUAAUUUUGUCCUCAUAGAAAAUGCAAGUGAUUCUAUUGGCAUCCUUAACAAUUCUGCCUCCUUCAACAGAGUGGCGAUUGAAUACAAGUAUGAUAUGAUGCCAAAUCGUUUAUGGCGCUGUCAAGUAUUUUUGGAAGGCCAAUGCUUAGCUGAAGGAUAUGGGAGCAAAAAGACAAGUAAACAUGCAGCUGCUGAUGAGGCACUGACUAUUCUGCAAAAAACACAAUCUAACAUCACAGCCACACAAGUUCAAACAAUAGAUUAUUCUCCUAAGGGUUAUUCAAGAAAAACAGAUCUAAAGGACCUUGUUGUUUAUGAGAAUUCCUCAAAUCCUGUAUGCACUCUAAAUGACACGGCUCAGUUCAACAAAAUGACUGUUGAGUAUGUCUUUGAAAGGCUAACGGGCCUCCAAUGGAAAUGUAAGGUAAUUCUGGAGAAAGAACUGAUUGCUGAAGCAAUUGGAUUAAAGAAGAGUGUCAAGCAUGAUGCUGCAGAAGAAGCUGUGAAAAUCCUUAAAAGGACUCAGCCAACUGUGGUCAACAACCUGAGGAGGGGUACUAUUGAUACUGUGAUCUCAAGAAAUGAAAUUCGGGGUCGUUCAACAGAAGAAGCUUAUCAACAACAGAUUAAAGAGGACAAUAUUGGGAAUCAGCUGUUGAGAAAAAUGGGCUGGACUGGUGGAGGUUUGGGAAAAUGUGGUGAGGGCAUUCGUGAACCCAUCUCAGUCAAAGAGCAGCACAGACGAGAAGGUCUUGGGCUUGAUGUGGAGAGGCCAAAUAGAAUUUCCAAGAGAGAUAUUGAACAAAUCAUCAGAAACUAUGCCCGCUCAUCAAGCCACACGAACUUGACUUUCUCAACAGAAUUUACCAGUGAUGAGCGAAAGCAGAUACAUCAGAUUGCUCAGAAAUAUGGUCUUAAGAGUAAAUCCCAUGGAAUGGGGCAUGAUAGAUACCUGGUGGUUGGAAGAAAAAGGCGCAAGGAAGACUUACUGUACCAACUGAAGCAAGAGGGCCAAGUUGGACAUUAUGAGUUGCUUAUGCCUCAAGGAUUUUGAGGCCAAAAUUGUUUGCUUUGUGAAUGCUUAUGUAGGCAACUUUUUGGCAUAUAAAUUAAAUAAUUUGAAAGAAAUUCUGUAUUUUCAGCUUCCUGGAGAUAUUCAUCAAAAAAUGUUUUACUUUCCUUAUUUCAUCUAAUACUUUCUUGGGAAAUUGAAGCUUAAAAUGUUCUGUUUAAUUGUGCUAGCUUAAUAUUGACAAAAAAAAUAGUGCCAGUAAUGUGUCUCUGAUUAUUACUAGUUCUUUGAGAUUUUUUAGUAGUUUGUAGUAACAAAAACAUGUCUAUGUGGAAAGGAACUGGUGCCAUUAAAAAGAUGGUUCCUUGUUUGCCCUUGGGAAAUGAAUUUGCAUUUUUUCCAAAAAAGCAAAGCAUUUGGGAGAAAAUGUAUAAUGUUGGUAUUAAGUACAAUGAAAGUAUAACUUGAUUUCUAGGAUAUCUGAAAAUGUCGCACCAUUUCGUACUUUUAUCUCUUAAUUUGUGUGAAACUAAUUAUUCUAGAAUGUGUUAGUGAGUAAGUUGUCUAUGCUGUGUGUAUAAAAAUGUCCUUAAUAGCUAAACAGUAUAAAGCUUUCUUAAUGUCAACUUUAGUGUUAUAGGUUAUAAUUUCAACUAUUUGCAGGAUAAUGGGAGUGAAUUAAUGUAUUUAAUUACAUCUGUGUUGCACAUGAGUUAAGGUAGUUGGGUAUUGACAUUUUUCUUGUUAUCCCUACUUGAGAGUCAUUGCAGUCAUUUAAAACUCUUAAAAAUAAAAUUAAGAAAUGAAGCUUAACUUACUUGUAUUUGUCACUUUAGUAGAGAGUCACAGCAUCUUUUCAUUGUGAUUUUCAGAUUGUUUGGAUAUGUAGAACAUCUAAGGCAACCAUAAUGUCGUCACAGCUUUUCUGUAGUGCUGGAGAUAGUUAUACUUGGUGCUUUGCUUCAAAGGACAGUGAACUCUUCCGGUCUCAAAAAGCUAACUAAAUCUAAAAGACCAAGUUUGUAUAUAUUAACAGCUUUUAUUUUUCGUGUAUUUCUCAAGUAAUAUGUUCUCUGAAUGUAAAAACUAUAUAAACAAAAUGAGUGAGCUUAAUAAAUGGAAGCAAAAUAAACAAAAUGGUGGUGUG
Molecule: messenger RNA, 3787 nt
Organism: Dromiciops gliroides (monito del monte)
Lineage: Eukaryota; Metazoa; Chordata; Mammalia; Microbiotheria; Microbiotheriidae
Product: NF-kappa-B-repressing factor-like
Exons: 1
Coding region: 265-2682 (805 amino acids)
Biological process (GO): negative regulation of DNA-templated transcription
Cellular component (GO): nucleoplasm; nucleolus
Molecular function (GO): RNA polymerase II cis-regulatory region sequence-specific DNA binding
Source: RefSeq, a predicted model, not a curated record